Aplysia californica (California sea hare) is the source of this 948-nucleotide messenger RNA. RefSeq names its product probable serine/threonine-protein kinase ifkA. Lineage: Eukaryota; Metazoa; Mollusca; Gastropoda; Aplysiida; Aplysiidae. The record is from RefSeq and is a predicted model, not a curated record.
AAUCUUAUGUUUCCUUCAUGACCAUUCAAAACUAACUGAAACGUUUUUCUCUCUCUCUCUCUUCUCCCUCCAGGACUAUGUCUUCGAAGCGGAAGAACACGCCCACGAAGUUGUCCAAGGAAGAACGACUGAGCGGCCACACCUCCCCAGGCCUGAAUGCCUGCUCGCCGGACGACCUUGACCUUGACUCAGACACGGACGGGGAACAGGACAGAGGUCAGUUCCUCCAGGAGGCGACCACUGGUCACUCCAAACACGACACCAGCCCGCAGUUUUCCUCCGAGGCUGGGAGAGACACCACGGUCAGAGGGGAAGGUGAGAGCUCUGAUAUUGUUGGACUUGAGGAAGACGAAGACGAGGAAGGCUCUGAACGCCAGCAUUUCUCCGAGCCUCUUGGCGAGUCUGUGAACUUUGACAUUGACGAGGGCGAAGAGGACGCUGCGUCUAUCAGAUCGGCCGGAGCGACCGGGGCAGCAGCAGAUUUGGGUGGAGCUGAUUACGUCUCCGAUUCGGAAUUGGACACUGUCCGCGAUCCAAAUCCACAUGGUUUGACGUCAGACUCCAACGGCGCCGCCCUAAUCGCGUCAUCAUCCACCGCAUCUUUGACGUCAUCGACCAACAAAUCUACUUCUCUAUCCUCAACGUCUACAGCAGGAUCAUUCAAUAACAACAAUAACAACAACAACAAUACAAACAACAACAAUAACAAAAGAUCUAUGGAGACGGUGCUGAGAAAACUCAGCUCCAAAGCGUCCGACGUUGCCAUAGAAACGGCCAUGGCGUCGAGUGAUAACCAGGGCGAGAGACCGAUGAGUCCCAAAGUCAUGGACACCGUUCAGGCGGUGCUGGCAGGGGAGGCCACUCUGAGCGAGAAGGAGAGGCAGAUCAGUGAGAUGAUCAACCAUUUACAAAACAUAAGGGAAAACCUCAGCAAGCAAAAGGACCAGG